AUGUGUAGGCUCUUUGAUGCUAGAGUUCUUAUGUCGGGGAUGCAGGGUCUUGGUGCUGAGAUUGCGAAGAAUAUUAUUCUUGUUGGUAUCAAGUCUGUCACCUUGCGUGACGUAUGGGAUAUGUCUAUCAAUUUUGUGUUUUCAGAACAACAGGAUAAUGAAUACCUUGCUCCAGUACGUCUAACAAAAUUCCUCUAUAAUCUCUGCUUGAAGCUCUGCGACCUUAAUUAUCUUCUAAAUCACAACUGCAUCCUUCUGCAAACUUUUGACAACGCACGAUUCUUCAAUCUCCAUCGUACUAACACCUUCAUUGCAUCAUCAAUAACGCAUAUCAGAAGAAGAAAUCAUAGAAUAAUAAAUUAA
Molecule: messenger RNA, 363 nt
Organism: Vicia faba (fava bean)
Lineage: Eukaryota; Viridiplantae; Streptophyta; Magnoliopsida; Fabales; Fabaceae
Source: the annotation of a GenBank genome assembly